AUGCUCCCCCUGAGGCGGCGGCAGCGGCGGCGCGGGGGCCUCGGGGUCCCGGGCGCCGUCGUCCUGCUGGCCUGCGCGGCGGCCUGCGCCCUGGCGGAGUGGGCGCCCGCGGGCCGGGCGUCGGCGCUGAGCGCGUACUUCGGCACCAAGAGCCGCUACGAGGAUGUGGCGAGGCUGGGCCCCGGGCUGUCGGCGGGGCCGCCCCCCGGGCCGUGCGCGCCGCUGCAGCUCGUGGCCCUGGUGCGCCACGGCACCCGCUACCCCACGGCCAAGCAGGUGCGCCGCCUGCGGGCGCUGCAAGGGCUGCUGCUGCGCGCGGGGCCGCCCGGGCCCGGGCUGGCGGGCGCGCUGGCGCGCUGGCCCCUGGCCUACGAGGACUGGAUGGACGGGCAGCUGGUGGAGAAGGGCCACCGCGACAUGCAGCGGCUGGCCGCCCGCCUGGCCGCGCGCUUCCCGGCGCUGCUGACCCCCCGCGGCCUGGCCCGCGUGCGCUUCGUGUCCAGCUCCAAGCCGCGCUGCGUGGACAGCGCCGAGGCCUUCGCGCGGGGGCUCUGGGCGCACCUGCACCCGGGCCGCCCGGUGCCCGAGCCGGCAGAUAUGGAAUUUGGACCACCUAAUAUAGAUGAUAAACUCAUGAGGUUCUUUGAUCAUUGUGAAAAGUUCCUAGCUGAGGUGGAAAAGAAUGAUUCAGCUCUUUAUCAGGUAGAAGCCUUCAAAAAUGGACCAGAAAUGCAGAAAAUUAUUAAAAAAGUUGCAGGUAUUUUACAGGUGCCAACAAGUGAUUUAAAUGCAGAUUUAAUCCAAGUCGCUUUUUUUUCCUGCUCAUUUGACCUGGCUAUUAGAGAUAUUCAGUCCCCCUGGUGCAAUGUCUUUGACACAGAGGAUGCUAAGGUGCUGGAAUACUUGAAUGACCUGAAGCAGUAUUGGAAAAGAGGGUAUGGCUAUGCCAUCAACAGCCGGUCCAGCUGCGGCCUGCUUCAGAACAUAUUUCAGCAUUUGGACAGAGCUGUUGAGCAGAGACAAAGGUCUCAGCCCAUCUCUACUCCAGCCAUCUUCCACUUUGGACACGCAGAGACGCUGCUGCCACUGCUGUCUCUCAUGGGCUAUUUUAAGGACAAGGAGCCCCUCACUGCGUACAAUUACAGGGAGCAGAUGAGCCGUCAGUUCCGGAGCGGCCACAUCGUGCCCUACGCAUCCAAUCUCAUAUUUGUGCUUUACCACUGUGAGCACGCCGAGACGCCUGCCAGGCAGUAUCAGGUGCAGCUGCUGCUGAAUGAAGAGCCGCUGCCUUUUGUUUACUCGCCAGAAACCUUUGCUGUGUAUCAGGAGCUAAAGGACCACUAUGGUGACAUUCUGCAGGGCUGCCACUCGGACCAAGAGUGCGUCUUGCCAAAUAUCAACAUCACGUCUGAUGAGCUGUGAGUGUCAUGAUUCUAGGGGGAAGGGUUCUGUGUCGGCAUGCCAGGCGUGCUCGGCACUACCCUGGGGACAGAAAGCCCGAGUAUUUCUGACUUCACAGAGAAUCUGCUUAUGGAGCGGGGAUUUGUGUGUGUUUGGAGAAUAAUUGUGUAUCAAGGUAGUGCAAAGAAAAUGCUUUUUAAAAAUCAUCCUUUGUGGCCCGGGCCACACCUGAUGCUGAAAAUGUUUACAGAAAUGACUUAAGAUUUUAUUAGUAAUCCAGUACUGGCUUAUAAAAUUGAUUUCAAAAUGAUACUUGAAGAUACCAGAGUAAUCAAAUGGUCUCUCUAGGACCAGAUGCAAUAAAGCCUAGGAAUUCAACUCCUCUGAGUUUGUGGAUAUCCUCAUGCCACAAGCAGGGAGCAGGGAGCAGGGAGAGUUAUCCUGGCAUAAGGAGCCCUUUAAUCAAAAAAAAGUUAAUAACUGGAAUUAUAACUUUCCAUGGAAGAUAGCUAACUUCUCGAAUUGAGAGCUGCUAAAAUGUUAAACAUUUGCUUGACGUCUGACUUAAGAAGGCAUUUCGACUGACAUAAAAGGAGAAAUAAGCAUUGUUUGUUACUAGUAUCCCUCUAGCUUGCUGAUGAUUUGGAAAUGAAAUACUCUGUGGCUUCUUAGUAAGGCUUUAUGUUAAUGGGAUGCUAGUUUUCCAUUUAUAAUCAUGGAGGAAUUGGACAGUCAGAAUCAAGUCAAUCUCCUCAGUUCUUUGAUUUGCUUUCUUCUGUUCUCUGUUUUUCACUUCUUAAACAAGUAUUUAUCGUUGUUAUCAUCAUCAUAACUAACAGCAGCAAUUUAUUUGAAAUAAUGGGUUUAUCCUGCCUGGCCAAGCUUCUUUCCUUGGAAUGCUAACAAUGCUAAGUGCCACAAGUGUUUGUCUCUGUAAUGAUGAUGAUGCUUAUAAUAAUAAGGCCGAUAAUGACUUGCACACUAAGAGAAGAGUUAUCAAGUCGCCUAAUUCUGUGUGGUUUUCUGCUGCCUAGAUGCCAGUGUUCCUCUCCUUUGAUAUAUACACUGUAGGGAUGGAAGGAGGAAGACAGUGGGGAAAUCGUGAAGUAAGAGAGAGUUAGACACCACACUGUUGUAUUAUAAGAUCAGUUUUCUUUUCUUUUCUUUUCUUUUUUGGCGGGGCAAUGAGGGUUAAGUGACUUCCCCAGGGUCACACAGCUAGUAAGUGUUAAGUGUCUGAGGUCAGAUUUGAACUCGGAUCCUCCUGAAUCCAGGGCUGGUGCUUUAUCCACUACACCACCUAGCUGCCCCGAUCAGUUUUCUUAAAUGGAGUUAGAUCUUACAUAUUAAAUUUUUCAUGACAUUAGAGAUGAACUCUUUUCAAGUGAGAAACAGUUUUUGUGUGAACAUUUUGUUAACAUUGGAUUGGGUACAGAAAGCCAUGAUUAAUUUAAACCAUCAGUUAAUUAAAAUCUUUCGUUUUUAUGAGAGAGCGAACAAAUCAAAAGAAAUCCCUAUCACAGAUACGUGCGUAUACACAUAAACAUGCACUUAACUCGGGCAGAUCACCUGACUUCUCAGUUCUCUGAGCAGUUGUCAGUCAGGUCUCCAUGAAGCCAGAUCCUGCCAGGCCAGAUAUGCCAAGAGAAAGUACAACUGUCCCUCCUUAGAAUGGACAUACAUUCUCCUGGGGGAACAUGCUAAAAGAGAAUUGUGGCUUGGCCUUCGCGGAGGGUAUUUCCACGCUGCAUCUUCCCUACUCUAAUGAAAUAAAAAAUCCAGAUCAUGUGUGUACAUGUGCAUUUGUGUACACACGUGUGUCACCCACUGAAGAGCCACUUCAGGCUAAUUCAAUAUACAUUUGAUAGUGACUCUGUGCCUCGCAUACCAAGUUUUCCUUUCCAAGCAUUAGCUCAGUUUACCUAUGGGAAAAUACUCAUAGAGUUGCAUGUGGAACAUAGCCAGUUUGUAAAUUGAGAUCGGGUGUGUAUCUGUGUGUGUAAAAUCUCUACACCCCCUCCUCACCCCUGUCCUGGGUCAGGGCACUGCCAUCUCGUUCAGGGACGAGGAUGCUCAGGAUUUGGGGGAAAGGAGCAGCCUCAGGCGUCACCAGGAAAUCCUGUUAUGUUGAAGUACAUUUUACUCAGUAAAGCAGGAUUGUUUUCAGUAGCAAGGGCCAAAGCAAAAAUGUUUUUUCAUUAUCCUCAGUUAACUAAACAUUCUAUUCCCAGAGUAUUCUGUUCAAAGGGAAUGUUAUUGGAUACUGACUUGGGGAACAGGUGCACCUGCUCCUGCACUGACUUUUACGUGCUCGUGGUGAGCAGCACCUCCUAAAACAUGUCCUGAUGAGAGGUGGGUUUUUAUUUACUUGGGUGCUAACUGCUUUUAAAAAAAUUAGUUUCAGAAGAAAGUAAUGUAUUUUGCAAAGUAAAUAAAUUAUAGGAUGAUUUAGUUGAGCAUCUCAGUGGUAUAGAAAGCACCGAACCUCAAGUCUACCCUCGGCCUGGGUGCUGGCUCUCACCCUAACUUGUGUGACCCUGUGCAGGUCACAACCCUUCUCUGAGCUUCAGUGUGCUCAGAUGUCAGAGGGGCAUUCUACCACCUACCUCCUUGCACGCUUGUUAUGGGAGAAGCACCGUGCAGCCUUUAAAGCUUGAGAGAAAAGGGAAUGGCGGUGGUCGUGAUUGUCGAUAAGCUUCCAGGUGGGCAGGGGUUGGCACAGCUUAGAAAUGGUAGAUGAAAUAGGACUUAAGGAUGACAUUUUCAAGCAUGACCUGAAAGUUUUCUGACGAUGACGAUUAUCCAGAUUAUUCAUGAAAACAAUCCGCUCUGUCUGAUGUGCCUGUUUUGUAAUUAGGAGGGAUGAUUAAAAAUCCAGGUGAAUUUUGUACUCGACAGUAAGUUUAAUCAAAUUGAAAAAUGAUGAAAGGCGAUAUGAAUAUAAUUUUGUUUUAAAAUACAUAUGGACUACUUUGGAUCCAACUGGAUUUUAUUUAAUGGAACUUUUCCAGAAGAUCUGGCUUUUUCUAAAAUCCUUGGAUCAAGUAUGAAGUUAGGGCUUUACAAUGAUCCUGACUAGAUGGAAUGACUUGGGAGGGUUUGACUGGAUCAGUUCCUUUAAAGUGGACUUAGAAAUGCUUACUUUAGAAAAUAGGUUAAAAAAUGUAAACUUUUUGGAUGAGUUGUUUGGCCUUAGGGUCCGGUAGGACAGCAUAGUUAGCAUGCUUGCAUUCCUUAGCACUUGAGAUACUUUUGGGGAGAAUGGUGAGAUAGUCAUUGUUAGUGUAGCUAUUCUUAUUCUAGGAAACUUGGGAGCUUCUUGGCUGUGGUGCUAUUUCUCCUUCCUGUGUUGCAAAUGACUGAAACAAAAUCAUUUUGUGAUGAAAGUUAGUGGUGAUAAAAAAAGAGUGAUCUCUGGGGUUGGCAGAAGGCAUGCUAUUGCCUCGCUGCAUCAAAGUGACCCAAGAAGAACUGUGCAAACUCACCAUUGUGCUUUUGGAAAUGACAUUGGGACUAUUAAUGCCUUGUGGUCAUUUAUCCUCAUCUCUGUCUAAUGCAAGCCUCAGAAGUGAGCUGGAGUCCGUUAUAGUGAAUACAGUGUACUGUUUACCUAAAAUGCAAAGCUUGGGGAUUUUUCCACGUGUUUUAUACUUUGAAUUUGUUGUGCAGAUAACAAUCGUUUGAUGUUUACUUUGUGUUUAAGCUUUAAGUUUAGCCUUCAAAAUAAAAUGGAAGGAUGUAUUUUAGAGCAACUUAGUAUUUGGGACUUUGCCCAGAUCCAAAUCACCUUACAGAUCUGGAAGGUUUCAGAGCACUUGCCGGAAUUUAUAUGUCAUUUGUAGUGAUUGGAAUUUAUAGCUUUUUAUAAAAUGUAAGCUUGAAAAUAAAUGUUUCAUGUUUGACUGUG
Messenger RNA from Dromiciops gliroides (monito del monte), 5308 nucleotides. RefSeq names its product multiple inositol-polyphosphate phosphatase 1 (gene MINPP1). The transcript is spliced from 5 exons. The record is from RefSeq and is a predicted model, not a curated record. Bases 1 to 1422 code for a protein of 473 amino acids. NCBI's taxonomy places the organism in Eukaryota, Metazoa, Chordata, Mammalia, Microbiotheria, Microbiotheriidae. Gene Ontology annotation, molecular function: inositol phosphate phosphatase activity; acid phosphatase activity.